CAGCACAACCAGCGAUCUUCUAACAAGAAACUCAAACAAAUCAACAACUCAGCAAAAUGUUCAAGCUUUUCGUUGUCCUUUUCGCCGCUCUCUUUGCCUUCGCCGCUGCCGGCCCAUCGCCUGUGGCCCGUCCCGCACCACUGCCGGUGGCUAGCCCACACCCAGCGCCCGCACCAGCACCAGCACCACAAUUCUACUAUGGCGGCUAUGCCUCGCCCUACUCCUACGCCUACUCUGCCUAUCCAUACUACGGUUAAGUUGGAAUAGUCACUGCCACUUUACGAGUAGAUCCACUGUGUGUUUGGUGUGCGAGUGAGUGUGUAAUUAUGGGUAGGUAAGCUCUGAGAUUAGCGGAAUUCAUACGGAAAUUAUAGAAAGGAUUACCGAUGCGCUCAGUCGCCUGCUCAGUUGCAUUUUACUACCAGUUACAAUAACGCAAUUACUAAUUCACUCAUAACAUUCCACUCGGUGGCGCAAGGACUAAUUGCUCUGUUGUUAAUGGACCAAGGAUAAUGGAUUUUGGAUAAUGCACUUUGGAAAUUUUAAUUAGUUUUAGUCUUGAUUUAAGUUAUGCUGUUACUUGUUUGUUGUUUGUGUGCUUACAUCCAACAAAUGUCCAUAUAUGAAAUUGUUAAAAUUUAAGUAAAUAAAAAAAUCUGAAUGCAGCAAACAAA
Anastrepha obliqua is the source of this 674-nucleotide messenger RNA. RefSeq names its product neuropeptide-like 4 (gene Nplp4). The transcript is spliced from 2 exons. The coding region runs from base 57 to 257 and encodes 66 amino acids. The record is from RefSeq and is a predicted model, not a curated record. Lineage: Eukaryota; Metazoa; Arthropoda; Insecta; Diptera; Tephritidae.